Gigantopelta aegis is the source of this 1478-nucleotide messenger RNA. Its product is annotated as 1-aminocyclopropane-1-carboxylate synthase-like protein 1. The transcript is spliced from 3 exons. The coding region runs from base 20 to 292 and encodes 90 amino acids. Gene Ontology annotation, biological process: biosynthetic process. Gene Ontology annotation, molecular function: pyridoxal phosphate binding. The record is from RefSeq and is a predicted model, not a curated record. NCBI's taxonomy places the organism in Eukaryota, Metazoa, Mollusca, Gastropoda, Neomphalida, Peltospiridae.
GGGUUUCAUCUGGGCUGAUAUGAGCAAGUAUCUACGUGAGAAGACUGUAGCAGCAGAGCAACGUCUUCAGGACCGCUUUAUAGAAGAAGGGAAGGUCUACAUCCUGGGGGGCACCGCGUCCUAUUGUGCUGAACCAGGCUGGUUCCGGAUUGUGUUUUCCACCAAGAAGGAAUUUGUCGAGGAAGGAUUGCGACGAAUUGAAACUGUUUUGCUGCAAGAAAAAAAUGGCUCCCAAAAGAGUCAGUUUGAGAGUUUGAUUGACAUGACGUUGAGUUUUCUGCCUUUUAGUUAAAAUAAAAACCAUUGUUCGCACAUUUAAACACCACCCAACCAUUGUUCGCACAUUUAAACACCACCACUGUGAUAGCUGUAGGCCUACAGUACGUACAUGUUAUAUACAUGUUAUACACAUAGUAUACACAUAUUAUACACAUAUUAUACAUACCUUAAGGUGCCUUUAGACGGCUCGACAUGUACUAGUGAUAUGUAGCCAAGAGUUCAUUGGCCAGAAUGUUCGUUUCCAUUUCUCCAAGUGGUGUGUAACAAUACCAUUAAAGAGCUGAAUCGGCGAAACGUGUUUUUCCCAUGUCACCUUUAGUAAACAGUCGUGUAUACUUAAUAAUUUACGUGUAACUUUAGUAAACAGCGUGUAUAUUUCAUACUUUACGGUACCCGCGAGUGUCAUAUUUUUUAUCAGAAUUUAUGACAUUUAAAUUAAACGUAUCGUGAUCACGUUUCGAAAGUUCGGCCCAUAAUGUUUAAAAGACUACUACAAAUGGUUUCAGCAAGUUGAGCCGUGGAAAUAUACCUUAAUCCAAACAAUACACGUCACAGCUGGUACAGGGGCUUUGUAUUGGUCCAUCUCCGUUAUCUCUUAAUGCGUAGGCUGCAGUCACUAGAGGUUUAUUCUUGUCUUGUGUUGUUGUAUUUUUUCUUUUCGUUUGUUUGUUUGUUUGUUUCGCCUCGGUGUAAAGGCUCAUACAGACUGGAUGCGGCGCGUGCGUGCGGUCCCACUGUUGCGACUGAUACGUCUGCGGUUUGCGGUUUGAGUAUAUAAUACACCAUAUACGAUUAUUGUAUUGCGCCUGGCCGCAUGUGUCUUUGCAGAUGCACGCAUCCAGUCUGGACACUCUCAAUGAAACAUGUAUUUCGUUUUUUGUUUCUUUUGUUGUUGUUUUUAAUUUAUAUAUGUUUAGUUUUUUUAAUCUGGACCGCACACACGUGUCGCAUGCAAUGUGUAAGAGCCUUUAGUUACGACCCAUAGCUAUGCAUGUUUUCAUCUAGUACAAGCCAUGUUUAAAACCAGCACCACACAGCGACGUCAUCGUGUUCAUGUUGGGUAAACGUCGAGGCAGGGCAGGACAUAGCCCAGUGGUAAAGCGAUCGCCUGAUGCGCGGUCGGUUUGGGCCCAUUGGGCUAUUUCUCGUUCCAUCCAGUGCACCACGACUGGUAUAUCAAAGGCCGUGGUAUGUGCCAU